Messenger RNA from Aegilops tauschii subsp. strangulata, 1218 nucleotides. The record is from RefSeq and is a predicted model, not a curated record. Lineage: Eukaryota; Viridiplantae; Streptophyta; Magnoliopsida; Poales; Poaceae.
AUGGCUGACGAAGAUGAUGUUGUUUUGGGCACAGCUGAUGAAUCAAAAACUCCGAAUGCUAAGGGCCCUACAGUAGGCCCAUCAACCAGCAAGUGUAAGAGAUCCGAGCAAAAUGCCGGUGAGAAAGAAGAUAAUGCUCCAAAGAAGAAGAAGGGUGGCGGACAAGCAAUUACAAAUACAGCUGAAUAUAUGUCCCAUGAUCAUUAUAAUACUGUUCCAGAAGAAUUAAAGCAGCAAAGAGAUAAGCGUUUGCAAGGAUUCGACGUCACUAACUUUGCAUUUCAUCCACCAUGGGGUGACUGCCGAGAAAUUUCUCUCAUAAAACCAAGUGAUCCCCAGGAGAGACCGUCGCCUCCACCAAAUGCUCAUGAGUCUUCCCUUCGCACACCUGAAUCUUAUCCCGAUGAGCUUGCUAAGCGUCAGCGCAAUGCCAUCACACGAGCUAAGAGGGCUGAAAAGAAAAUGGCUCGUGAAGAAGGAAAUCGUCGCCUUCUCAAGGAUGACGUAGAGAAGAAAAAGGCUGAAGGUAAAUCCGAAGGUCGCUCUAAACGCAAGCAUGAUCCCAAUGUUGCUGCAUCAAAGCAAAAGAGUGCACCAAAGAAGAGAACUGCUGAGCUAGAUGAUGAUGUUGCCACAAGUGGUUCUUCGGAUGAUGAUGGUCCUCCGCCCACAAGGGAAGAAGUUGCUGCUGCUUCCAGCGAGCAAUUAAAUAUCACUACUUCAACGGUGUUGCGUGAUCUUCGAGUCCGUAUGGUUCCAAUAGCACCACCGAAGAAGAUCUCUGCUAGGAAAACUCCAACUACCACUGUCAUGAUGAAAGAACAUGUGAAUACAACUCCUCAUCCAGAUGCUAUCAAUUUGAAGGAUUUGGUGGUUGAUGCUCCUAUGAGUACUGCAAAGCCAGGCGAACAGAUUCCCAAGCCUGACUUGAAGAAGAUCAAGGCGCCUACUACCGAUCGUAAUGCUCCUCAAGCUACUGCUCUGAAGGAGAAGGCUGCUAAGUUUGCUCCUACAGUAAUUCAACCGUUGGCUUCUAAACCUCCUUCCGAGCAAGUUCCCGUGCAAACUGCACUAGUUGUCCAGUUUGAUGCUCCUCUCUACUGUUCAUCGUGGAACAACUUGAUAAGUUUGUGGAUAAUCCAUUCAAUGGUGAAGUGGCCACUCUGCCUAUCCCUCCUGAAGUUAUUACACAGGCCAUUUACUUUGUUCAAGAAAUGA